AUGCGCUUGCUCAAAACAGACACCAUUGAACUCCAUGAGUAUUUUGAUACUCAGAUCCCACCAUAUGCAAUUCUUUCUCAUCGAUGGGGAGAUGGCGAAGUCACUUUACAGAAGGUGCAAAGUGGGGAAGGCCCACAAAUGCCAGGAUAUCAGAAGAUCAUCAAGUGUUGCGCCCAGGCUAUCAGGGAUGGAUGGAACUAUGUUUGGAUUGAUACCUGCUGCAUAGAUAAGACGAGUAGCGCGGAGCUCUCGGAAGCCAUCAAUUCAAUGUACAGAUGGUACCAAAAAUCGCAGGUAUGCUACGCAUAUUUAGUCGACGUUCCGGAUGGUACGGCCGACCAUUCCCGCCCGGAUUCGCUUUUCCGGCAAAGCAAGUGGUUUACUCGAGGUUGGACGCUUCAGGAGCUCUUAGCUCCGACUUUUGUGGAAUUCUAUGACCAAAACUGGAUCGAAAUUGGCACAAAAUCCAGUAUGCGCACUCUCGUUCAAGAAAUUUCAAAAAUUUCAACUUUAGUUGAUAUCGACAAGGCCUGCGUUGCAGAAAAAUUGUCUUGGGCUUCUACCCGAGUGACGACUCGGAUUGAAGAUCUGGCUUAUUGUCUAAUGGGUCUUUUUGAUGUCAACAUGCCUCUGCUUUAUGGGGAAGGGCACAACGCAUUCUUAAGAUUGCAGCUCGAAAUUUGGAGUAGGACGAAUGAUGAGUCAAUAUUUGCGUGG
Molecule: messenger RNA, 717 nt
Organism: Hyaloscypha bicolor E
Lineage: Eukaryota; Fungi; Ascomycota; Leotiomycetes; Helotiales; Hyaloscyphaceae
Product: HET-domain-containing protein
Exons: 2
Source: RefSeq, a predicted model, not a curated record